AUGAUCAAUUGUUUGUGCUGUAAUACUUUAUCAACAUGCUGCUGGUACUUUCUUGAAUUUGGAAUUGGCUCUUCAUAUUAUGUGGAACAAUUGGUAAUCAAACUUGGCUUAAAACCUCCAAAUCUAACACCUCUUCAAUUGGAUAUGAAUUGUAGUAGACGAGCUGCUAAUUUAGGAAGAACACUUGGAGUUACUCUAGGUUGCUUUUUGGGGAUGUUUCCUUUACUAUUAAAAAAAGAUGAAGAAUCUAAGGAUGAAAAAUCUGUUGAGGAAGAGGAUGAAAAAUAA
Messenger RNA from Macrosiphum euphorbiae (potato aphid), 288 nucleotides. The record is from the annotation of a GenBank genome assembly. NCBI's taxonomy places the organism in Eukaryota, Metazoa, Arthropoda, Insecta, Hemiptera, Aphididae.